AUGGCGCUGUUAUGUUUCUGUCAUAUUUAUCAGAGGGUGGUUUGGAUCGUUGUUUUCGUGAGGAACUAAACAAGAAUUGUAUGGGAAAAUAAUUUAAUUUUAUAUAAUGGCGGCACAACGAGCCCUCCCGCAAAGCAAAGAAGCUUUAUUGAAGUCGUACACGACGAGAUUAAAGGACGAUGUGAAGUCAAUGCUGGAAAAUUUUGAAGAAAUAAUAAAAUUAGCCAAAGGAGAAAGUGAUUCACAAUUAUCUCGGAUGACACAAUGCGAACAGGAUACGUACGAAAUGCACGUUAGAGCAGCUAAUAUUGUACGUGCCGGAGAAUCUUUAAUGAAGCUCGUCUCAGACAUAAAACAGUACCUGAUACUCAACGAUUUCCCGUCGGUAAACGAAGCCAUAGCACAAAAUAGCAAAUUAUUUAGGACAAAACAAGCGGAAUGCGAUCAAAAAUUAGCUUCGUUAAGGGACGAUAUGGCCGCAGAUUUAUACGACCUCGAAGAAGAAUAUUACACGUCGAUAUACAAAUAACAUAGGCCUUAGUUUUGCGAAGAUGUGCAAUUGUGUACUCGUCGUUUGGACCAUACCUCGAUUACAAAAAAAAAAA
This is a messenger RNA of Osmia lignaria (orchard mason bee), 605 nucleotides long. Its product is annotated as Mediator complex subunit 22. Gene Ontology annotation, biological process: regulation of transcription by RNA polymerase II. Lineage: Eukaryota; Metazoa; Arthropoda; Insecta; Hymenoptera; Megachilidae. Gene Ontology annotation, molecular function: transcription coregulator activity. The record is from RefSeq and is a predicted model, not a curated record. Gene Ontology annotation, cellular component: mediator complex.